GGCCAUUUUCAAAAAGUCGUGCUUGCGAACGGACGGUGUUUCGUACAUGUGAAAGAUAGUUUCUACAGACUUGGUGUGUCGGUUCUCCACAGCGGUACAGUUCGCAAGCGUCCCUUGCUCUUCUUGUUUGCCAAGUUCUCACGGAUAUAAUUGUACAAACACUUUUAUCAAAAUGACGGAUGUUUCGGCGAAAACUGAAAAGACCCCGGUCACCACCACCGAGAAAGAAGUAGAGUCGGACGAGGCGACGCCACAAGUAGCGCCCGCCGAUGCGACAGAGGAAUCUGCAACAACCGAAAAAGCUGCCGUUGAAACCGAUGGUGCUACUGCCGCCACCACCGAAGCCGCGGAGGUAACGGAGAAGAACGGCGAGGAAGAGCCGGCCAAGGCAGACAAAGACAAUGGUGUCGCUACCGAGGAGGAUGCUGCCGCCGUGGAGGGUGGCGAACCGAAAGAAUCCCCGGCCGAGGAUGGCGAGGAGGGUAAGGAGCUGGAUGAAGCCGACAAAACUGCCGAAGCCACCAAGAGGAAAGCCACCGACGUGAAGGCUGACGGUGCGGCCGUGGAGGUUGACGGUGCCGAGCAUACGACGCCCGAGAAGAAGGCCAAACUAGACGACAGCAGCGACGCUAAAGUAGCGGAGGAGGUCUCCACUUAGACACUAUAUUAACAACUUAACUUUAUAACUAAUCAUCGUAAAAAUGUCUCGAUACAAACCUUCAUACAUUCAAUAAACUAUUCUUUUCUGGAGUAACUAAACACAAACACACACACA
Anopheles stephensi (Asian malaria mosquito) is the source of this 775-nucleotide messenger RNA. RefSeq lists its product as uncharacterized. Bases 173 to 658 code for a protein of 161 amino acids. The record is from RefSeq and is a predicted model, not a curated record. Lineage: Eukaryota; Metazoa; Arthropoda; Insecta; Diptera; Culicidae. The transcript has 2 exons.